AUGCCGCCUGGGCCUUUCCCAUACCCAAUCGUUGGCAACACGUUCCAGCUACCAAAUAACAAGCCGUGGAUCUUCUUCGAGGAACUGUCGAAAAAAUACAACACCCCAUUGAUAACAUAUUGGAUCGGACGCAAUCCAACCGUAUGGAUCAACGAUGCUUGGACCGCGAACGAACUUCUUGAUAAGAGAGCAGGCAUAUACUGCUCAAGACCGCGCAUGCUUGUCUUUGCUGAACUGGGUUCUGGUCAGAACAAUCUCGUAAAUCUCAUCACUACCACACAAGCGCAACGUGAGCGCUUCCGGAUGUUGCGCAAGGUGACACAUCAGGGCGUUGGCAUUCAGCAAGUGAAGAAGUACCGUGAUUUCCAGAACGACGAGAGCAAAGUUGUCGCACUCGACCUCCUGCGUACCCCCGAAAACUAUGUCGCGCACUUUGAACGCUAUGCGACCAGCGUGGUUUCUAUCAUCGGCUUCGGCAGGCGUGUCGCGAGCCACAAUGAUCCCAUCAUCACCGACGUCAUCGCGUUGAUGCACCGGGCGGCCGAUCUGAACGUGCCAGGGAAGACGUUUCCCAUGCUGAUGGAAACCUUUCCAAUUCUUGCUCGCGUACCGACUGAAUAUGCGCCAUGGAAGCACGGCAUGGGAUCAAAGAAGAGAUCGCAUCGUGGUCAUGACUUCUUCUACUCCUUAGCAAGUGAAGCGAAUGCGAAGCCAGGACACGAUGAUUGCUAUGCGAAGAUGCUAUUUCGAGAGCAGGAGAAGUAUGGUCUCAACCCGAAAGAGAUCUCCGCGCUGACUGGAAACUUGUUCGGCGCUGGAUCAGACACUUCGAGUAGUACGCUCAUUACCGCUGUUCUUGCAAUGCGAGCGUUUCCAGAAGCCAUGCAUGCAGCAUGGGAAGAACUAGAUCGCGUGGUCGGACCGGAUCGCAGUCCCUCGUUUGAAGACGACGCCAAUCUGCCUUAUAUGCGCGCGUUCGUAAAAGAGGUGUUUCGAUGGCGAUCUGUUGCAAUUAUUGGUGGACAACCACAUGCUCCAGUCCAGGACGAUUACUACAAUGGUUAUCUGAUCCCACAAUCGACAUGGGUGCAGGGAAACGUGUGGGCGAUUCACCACAAUGACCGCGAAUUUCCCCACCCAGACCGAUUCAAUCCAAACCGUUUCUUGAAGAAUCAUCCUGACUCGCGACCUUUUCCUGGUGAGAGGGGAUACAUGACAUUCGGCUGGGGUCGACGCGUGUGCUCAGGCCAGGCGCUCGCCGAACAAGGCACAUGGUUGACCGUUGCGAGACUAGUUUGGGGUUUCAAGAUCGAGCCAGCACUAGACGAGAGUGGGAAGCCUAUACCGGUCGAUAUCUUUGAUUACACAAAUGGCCUCAACAUGCGACCGCAAGUGUUCAAAGUGAGCAUCAAGCCGCGAAGCGAGAGAAUACGGCAGGCUAUCAUCCGAGAGGGCGAGCAAGCAUUGUCAGAUCUUGCGCAGUACGAGGGUGAGACAAAAUAUCGUAUGAGUACUUUCUACGGCAAAUAA
Molecule: messenger RNA, 1530 nt
Organism: Alternaria arborescens
Lineage: Eukaryota; Fungi; Ascomycota; Dothideomycetes; Pleosporales; Pleosporaceae
Exons: 3
Coding region: 1-1530 (509 amino acids)
Molecular function (GO): iron ion binding; monooxygenase activity; heme binding
Source: RefSeq, a predicted model, not a curated record